Molecule: messenger RNA, 300 nt
Organism: Rotaria sp. Silwood2
Lineage: Eukaryota; Metazoa; Rotifera; Eurotatoria; Philodinida; Philodinidae
Source: the annotation of a GenBank genome assembly
AUGAAUUUUGAUAAUAUUCAUCGUAGUCUUGUUGAUAUGUUUAAUUUAGGAGAAAGUCAAUUAAAAACAUCAUUAUAUGAUUUUCGACAUCAACCGUUAGAUAUAAAUAAAUACAACACAUUUUUCGAAUAUGUGAAUAAAAAUGGACUUAAUUGUCACAGUACCAUCGUUUAUCUUUGCACUCAUCAUGCUGAUGCGAAUGAUAAUCAAAUGAUGAUAUUGAAGAAAAACAAAGAAACACCUGCAAUUUCACCAUCAUCACCAUCAGUACCAAAUUCAUUAAAUCCACAACAAAAGUGA